This is a messenger RNA of Parus major (Great Tit), 3038 nucleotides long. Its product is annotated as basic proline-rich protein-like. Lineage: Eukaryota; Metazoa; Chordata; Aves; Passeriformes; Paridae. The transcript has 4 exons. Bases 728 to 2653 code for a protein of 641 amino acids. The record is from RefSeq and is a predicted model, not a curated record.
UUAAUAAUUUCCCCCAUUAUCCAAAACUUCCCAUGUUUUAUUUUUAUCCCGUUUUCCCCCCUUUUUUCCCAAUUUUUCUCAUUAUCCCUCAUUAUCUGCAAGUCCCUCGUUCCAUCCCAUUAUCUCCCACUUGCUCCUUUCUCUACCAUCUCUAUUUCCCCUCAUUUUUCUGCAAAAUUUUCUCCCAAUUUCCCAUUAUUCCAAUUUUUAGCCCACUAUGUCCCAUUUCCCUGCACUAUCUGCCAAUUUCCCCCCAUUUCCCCUCACUAUCCCUAUUUUCCCUCUAUCCCCAUUUCUCCCCAUUAUUUCCCAUUCUCUCUAUUCUCCUCCCAUCUCACCCCACUAUCGCCAUAUCUCCCCAAUUCUCCCCCAUCACCCCAAAUUUCCCUCAAUGUGCCCCUUUUCUCCCCUUUUGCGUCCAUGUUUCUGCCGAAUUUUCCCUGUUUUUCCCCCACUUUCCCUCAUUAUUCCCAACUCGCCUCAGCCCCGCCCCGCCUCCCCCUCACGGAGGCCCCGCCCCUCUCUCUGAGCGCCGCCUUUUCCCGCCGCCGUGCUCUCGACCAAUCAGCGCCCGAGCUCUGGGGCCGUGCGGACCAAUCAGAGCGAAGCGCGGGAGAACUCGAGCGAGCCCCGGCACCCAACGGCCGCCGGCACGAGCCGGCGUUGGCCCCGCCCACCGGCGCGUGAGGGGGCGAGGCCUCGGAGCAGCUUUCUCCCAGGCGCCACUAUGAGCCACCACCCGGGGGCCCUGGGGGUCCCCCUGCACCGCCCCCUCCCCAUUCCCACCCGCUCCAAAUCCAAACGCCUCCGGACCAAACGGGAACGCAAUGCCGCCAAAUUCGGCCCAAAGCUGCCCCUGAGGGGCUCCCGGCAGGGUCCCACCGGUCCCCCUCGCUGGCUGCAGCCUCCCCUGUGGGGGGGUCUCGCUUUGGGCAGCCCCCUGGGCCCCCCAAAACCUGUGGUGAUCACCCAGAAGCGGCUGUGCCACCGCGGCCUCUUCAACCACGAGGUCAAAUCUCUCGACGUCCGGCGCCUGCUGACCCCUGCCCCUGGUGGGGAUGGCCCCCCUCCGGCCCCCCAAAUUGAGGAGGGAGAGGUCGGGGGGGUGAAGGAUCUGGUGGCCAGUCUGGCCUCGCUCCUGGGCAGUUUCAGGGUGUUUGGGGGGCGGGAGCUGGUGAGCGAGCGGCGCCGGAGCCUGCUGGCUGUGCUCAGGAGGCACCGACGGGGACCCCCAGACCUGGGGGUCUUCCUGGCCCACCGGACCCCAGCCCAGCCCCCAGUGUUGUCUUCAGCAGGUCUGGGGACCCCCAGGGGCCCCCGACAAGAAGGAAGACCGAGACCUCCAGGACGAGCAGUCAGUUUGGCGGGGUGGAAGAUGGGGGACCCCCCUGCCAGAACUCCCAGCCCACUUCGUGCUGUCAAUACACCACCCCCCCGUGCUCCCAGCCCCAUUUUUGAAGCCCUCAAAGAGCAGGAGGUGAGUCUGGAAUUUUGGGGGGUGGUUCCCCCCCUGUUUUUGGGAGUGUCCCGGGGGGGUUUGUUGACCCCCCCUCCUCACCCCCAGAACCCUUUCUCAUGGAGCUCAGCCGAGGAUGAGGAGGAUGAGACCCCCGGGGGGCUUACCCAGGCGUGGGGUGGUCCCGGGGGGCUCCUGCCGGCAGCCCCCCCCUUUUGGAGGUCCCCCCAGCCUCCCCAGGCAGAGGAAGCGGCAGGGGGGGAUGAAGGCUGGACCCCCAUAGCCCUCCGGGCCCUCAGCCCAGACCCUCCACCCUGGGGACCCUCCCGAUCCAGAGAUACCCAUGGGCCCCCUCGCGCCCCCAGACCCCCUCGGGCCCCCAAAACCUGGAGAACUGAGAAGCCCUGGGACCCCCCGGAUCCCUCCAGACUCCCCUGGGAACUCCCAGACCCCUCCCCCCCUCCCCCGACCCCCCCCAGACCCUCUCGGGCCCCACAAAUCUGGAGCCCAGAGCCCCGCAAGGCCUCCCAGGCUGCCCUCAGACCCCUCUGGGACCCCCCGAACCCCUCCAGACUCCCGUGGGACCCCAGACCAUGGAGCCCAGAGCUGCCCAGGGCUGCCCAGGACCACCCCAGACCCCCCUGGGCUCCCCAACUCUGGAACUCGGAGCCCUCCAGGGCCCUCCUGGACGGCCCGAGACCCCUGUGGGACCCCCCAAGACCCCACUGGGACCCCGCAGAUGCCCCGAGACCUCUCUGGGAUUCCGCAGACCCUCCCCGGGCCCACCCAGACCCACCCAGACCCCCCCGGCUCUGGAGCCCGGAGCUCCCCUGGGACCCCCCGGCCCCCCCCAAACCACCCAGGGACGCCCUCAGACCCUCACGGGACCCCGGAGCCUGGAGCCCGGAACCCCCCGGAGUCCCCCAGGACGCGGAACCGUCACGAUGCUGCUGCCGCCGGCUCUGUCGUGACAUGACCCGGCGCGACCCCCCCUGUCGCGACACAUCCCACGGCGCCCCACGCCGCCCUGCCCCCCUCUGUCCCUACCUGCUUCAGCCAAAGCGGCCCCGGCCGGGCUGGGGAGGGGGCUGGGGGGCAGCCUGGGGGGGCCCCAGGGACAGCCCCCCCUCGCCCUUCCUCCUACCGGUCUGCGGGUGCCCCUGCAGCGGGCUCUGCCGGGGGGGGGCUUGGAGAUGAGGAGGGGGCUGUGGUGGGGGGCGACCCCCCCCAAUUAAAGGCUGUUUGUUUCAGCUGUGGGAUCCUGCUGCUCUUUCGGCUCUCCCUGACACCCCCAGAGCCCCUGGGGACCCCAAAUUCCCUAAAGACUGCCCCCUGGAAACUUCCCUCCGCUCCACCUCCAGAGCUCCCCAGUUUCUCUGAGGAUCCACCCCAAGUCCUCCCCACAACUGGGGCCUUUCGGCCUGGGGUCCUCAAAUCCUCCAGUAACUCCCAAAUCCCUCCCAAAAACCCUCGAACCCCACAUCCCUGGAAGUUUCUCCAGAUUUGCAAGGGGGGACUUUUCUUCUUCCCCCUUUUGAUUUCAUUUUGGCAUUCUCUCCCCGGUCCCCUCAGAAUAAAAAAA